UCCACCGGACCCGGACUCGGAGGUGGGAGUCAGCAGGAGGAGGCGGAGGGAGAAGCACCGUGGUCCGGAGAACCGGACAAGAACCGGGAGAAGUACAAAGCAGUGGUGAGGUCCAGACUGGGCCGGGGGGGACUCUCCGGACCUGGGUCCCUGUUCGGAAGGUUGAGGCUGGAAGACUUAACGGUCCAGAAUCCCGGGUACCGGAUCUUAAACAUUCUGCAGAGAGACCGGGUCCAGUCAGAGAUGUGUGUGUCCAGGCUGAGCUGUGGUCUGCUUCUGGUUUCGGUUCUGGUGCCGCUGGGGACUCUGUGUGCAGGGCUGAGACAUGGUGGGGAGGGCACUAGGGAGUGUGUGUACUACAACAUAAACUAUGAGACAGAGAAGACCAAUCAGAGCGGAGUGGAGCGCUGCGAAGCCGAGGAGGACAAACACUCCCACUGCUUCUCCUCCUGGAGGAAUGAGUCUGGAUCCAUCGAGCUGCUCAAGAGAGGAUGCUGGUUAGAUGACUUCAACUGCUAUAACAGGCAGGAGUGUGUGGUGACAGAGGAAAGUCCUCAGGUUUUCUUCUGCUGCUGUGAAGGAAACUUCUGUAACGAGAACUUCACUUACCUGCCUGACCGGAGCCGCCCAGUCAUCAGGGCCCGGCCCGGUGGUACCGGCCCGUUACACCUGCUGAUUUACUGCCUGCUGCUAGUCAUCACGCUGCUCGUGGGUCUGCUCGUUACCGUCUGGUUAUAUCAACACCGGAAGCCUCCUUACGGACACGUGGACGUCUCUGAGGAUCCUGGUCCUCCCUUGGCCUCCCCUCUGCUGGCUCUGAAGCCCCUGCAGCUGCUGGAGGUGAAAGCUAGGGGGCGCUUUGGAUGCGUCUGGAAGGCCCAGGUCCUGAACGAGUUUGUGGCUGUGAAGAUCUUCCCCAUCCAGAACAAGGAGUCAUGGCAGAACGAGAGGGACGUGUUCCUGACUCCAGGAAUGAGACAUGAGAACAUUCUGAGGUUUCUGGGAGCAGAGAGACGGGGGCAGCAGGGAGGGACUCACCUGGAGGCGGAGCUUUGGCUCAUCACAGAGUUCCAUGAAAAGGGCUCUCUGUCGGACUUCCUGAAGGGGAACGUGGUCAGCUGGACCGAGCUGUGUCUUAUAACGGAGUCCAUGGCCCGCGGUCUGGCAUACCUUCAUGAGGACGUCCCCCGACUGAAGGGACACGGACACAAACCGGCCAUCGCUCACAGGGACUUCAAGAGUAAGAACAUCAUCCUGCGUUCAGACCUCACCGCCGUCAUCGCCGACUUUGGCCUGGCUAUUGGCUUUGAAGCAGGGGAACCACCUGGAGAGACUCAUGGACAGGUGGGCACUAGGCGCUACAUGGCUCCAGAGGUGUUGGAAGGAGCCAUCAACUUCCAGAGAGACGCCUUCCUGCGGAUCGACAUGUACGCCCUGGGACUGGUUCUGUGGGAGGUUCUGACCCGCUGCCAUGCUGCUGACGGUCCAGUCGAUGAGUACCUGCUGCCGUUUGAGGUGGUGGUGGGUCAGCAUCCGACCCUGGAGGACCUGCAGGAGGUUGUGGUCCACAAGAAGAUGAGACCAACCAUUAAAGAAGUCUGGCUGAAACAUGACGUGAGUACCUGCAGUUCCAACCCAGUUAGUUUGUACCGGUACCGCUCCACUUCAGCUGGGCCUCAGGUCACACGAGGCAGCCCUGGAGCAGGUUCUGAAGAGUUCUGGACCUCCUGUCUGCAGGGCCUGGCUCAGUUCUGCGAGACGGUGGAGGACUGCUGGGACCACGACGCCGAGGCCCGUCUGUCAGCCGGCUGCGUGGAGGAGAGGAUCUCCCAGAUCCGGCGGCACGCCUCCAUCCAAGGCCCGCCCACCCCGCUGGUCUCCUCACCCGUCACCAUGGUGACAAACGUAGACCUGACCUCUAAAGAGACUAGGACAUGACCUGGACCUUCGACCCCUCGCUGUUCCGUUUCACCUGGACUCCGGUCACCAGCACACAGAGGAGGGGUCACAUGACCUGAUCUGCCUUUUUCCUCUUUGAUGUUUUUUGAGUAAUUUUGUUUGUUGCUGAUGUGAAAACCAGGAUGUGUCAGGAUUUAGCUCCGUCGGGACGGAGCGCUUCAGGGAUUCUAAACAGUCAAACUAAUCUGGCCGAGGUUCUGCAGUUUCCAUUUCCUGUACAGCAGCAGAGGUCAAAGGUCAUAUGUCUGAUCUGGGACCAAUCCUCGCUCUGCGGCCAUCAGCGAGGUGCGUAGUAGGGCGUGAGUCUACGGUCGCUGCAGCUCACGUGAAACCGGAGUCUGCAACAUCGUCCUGAAACGAACUCGGGCGAGUGCAGAUCCACUUCCAAACCCAGGACCGGAACGUCCUACACUUCUGGACUGGAGUCUGCUGUUGAAGGGUGCAGGAGCGAGUGUUGGGGUUGGGCCCAAAAUGAGGCGAGCGACCUUCGUCUAACAGAAUGUGUUUGUCUCCUGUGUGAUGCUGCUGAUUACCAUGACAACCAGCCAAACCUCAGACGUGUUUGUGGACUAGAGGAGCGUCUCCUGCCCGUUUUGUUGUUUCUGGCAGCUCAGGAGCACCUGGACUGACCAGACCUCCCUCCAUCCGCCUACCUCCUCACCUUUGUACUCGUUUGCUGAUCUCAGGAAGCAACCAGACUCAGAUCAGGUGUGUUAGUUUGGAAUAAAGCGUGUAACGUUCCAGAGCGGUGUUGUCCUACACGCUUUAGCAGCUGAAUGAUGAGAGAACAGCUUCAAGUUGUAAAAUUUAUUUUCUGUAAAUGAUUCUGAAUCAGACGCACCAUAAUUCCCACAGAAAGGCCCAAAACCAGGCUUCACUUAGUUUACAUCCAAUAAUAGAAAAACAAAACCAGCAGAGCCUGAAUAAAACUCCUAUGUACACGGCCA
Molecule: messenger RNA, 2906 nt
Organism: Nothobranchius furzeri (turquoise killifish)
Lineage: Eukaryota; Metazoa; Chordata; Actinopteri; Cyprinodontiformes; Nothobranchiidae
Source: RefSeq, a predicted model, not a curated record